Messenger RNA from Anguilla rostrata (American eel), 1674 nucleotides. RefSeq names its product patr class I histocompatibility antigen, B-1 alpha chain-like. The record is from RefSeq and is a predicted model, not a curated record. The coding region runs from base 131 to 1492 and encodes 453 amino acids. Gene Ontology annotation, biological process: immune response. The transcript has 7 exons. Lineage: Eukaryota; Metazoa; Chordata; Actinopteri; Anguilliformes; Anguillidae. Gene Ontology annotation, cellular component: external side of plasma membrane.
UAAGGUGCAGAUGCAAAUUGACGCCAUACUUAUCGCUCCUCAAGCGACUCGGCGAGGGGUGACAUGAAGACCUGAAGAACACAAGCUGGUCCUAUUUUAUUGAAUAAUGUAACUGAACAUUUUCCUCGGAAUGAGAGUCCUCGCUCCUCUUUGGGUCGUGCUGUGUGGCAUUUUCGCGGCAAAUGCGGCCUCUCACUCUCUGAAGUACGUCUGCACUGCUGUCACUGGGGGUACUGACUCCCGGGAGUUCACCAUCAUGGGUUUGCUGGAUGAUGAGCCAUUUGUGUACUAUGACAGCAACAUCAGUAAGAUGAUCCCCCAGACUGAGUGGAUGGAUAAAUCAGUGGACGAGCAGUACUGGGACGAACAGACUCAGAAAGUGCUUGAUGCACACCAGACAUUCAAAGCCAAUAUCAGAAUUGCAAUGCAGCAUUACAACUCAACCCAGGGUGUGCACCGUUUCCAGUAUGGCUGUCAGCGGGAUGAUGACACCAGAGAUCCAGGACAGAUUGAACAUUAUGAAUACCAUGGGAAAGACGUUCCUACUGAAGACAUGAAAAGCUGGCCUUUCAUUACACCUGCACAGCAGCUGUUUAUCAGUGCAGUGAAGUGGAAUUUAGCUAAGCGUAAGAAUGACACGCAGUACUUGACCCAGAUCUGCGUUGAGGCACUGAAGAAGUACGUGAGCUACAGGAUGAUCGCCCUGGGGAGGACAGUUGCUCCUGAGGUCUCUCUGCUGCAGAAGGACCCCUCCUCUCCUGGUGUUACCUGUCAUGUGACCGGAUUUUACCCCUGUGACAUCACCAUAACCUGGCAGAGAAACGGAGAGGACCUGGAUGUGGGCGUAGAGCCGGGGGAGACGGUGCCCAACGAGGACAGAACUUUCCAGACCACAUCUAACCUGACUGUGAAGCCUGAGGACUGGAAGAGCCAGAAUUACACCUGUACUGUACAGCACAAGAGCCUGAAACAGGACAUCAUUCUGCCUGUCAAAGAGGAGAACAUCAACAUUGCUCCUGAGGUCUCUCUGCUGCAGAAGGACUCCUCCUCUCCUGGUGUUACCUGUCAUGUGACCGGAUUUUACCCCCGUGACAUCAUGGUAACCUGGCAGAGAAACGGAGAGGACCUGGAUGUAGAGCCGGGGGAGACGGUGCCCAACGAGGACGGAACUUUCCAGACCACAUCUAACCUGACUGUGAAGCCUGAGGACUGGAAGAGCCAGAAUUACACCUGUACUGUACAGCACAAGAGCCUGAAACAGGACAUUGUUCUGCCUGUCAAAGAGGAGAACAUCAAGAGGAACACAGAUAUCAAGACGCACAGUCCUGAAGGCAGGGGCGUCAUCAUCGGCUGUGUGGUGGGCGCUGUCAUCUUCAUCCUCGGUGUCAUCAUGUGCAGAAAGAGAAGCUCAGGCUAUGGGCAGACCAGCAGUGAGUAUAUUUACUCCUAUUCUUUACUCAGUGCUUAUGAAUGUCAUUAUAAUCAAGUGUAAAUGCUCAAGGUUCAGACUGUAUUUACUCCUGAUUACACGUCUUGAUGUGUGUUGCAGUGUUGUGUGUGUGUGUGUGUGUGUGUGUGUGUGUGCGCGUGUGUGUGUGUGUGUGUUUUGGCUGAAUGUUUGUAUCUUAAUCAGGUCUUGAAUUCUGGGAUAGUUUUUAAUUGGCUGAAAUGAAU